This is a messenger RNA of Sander lucioperca (pikeperch), 3454 nucleotides long. It is a transcript of the gene rab6ba, whose product is annotated as RAB6B, member RAS oncogene family a. The coding region runs from base 176 to 823 and encodes 215 amino acids. Lineage: Eukaryota; Metazoa; Chordata; Actinopteri; Perciformes; Percidae. The transcript has 8 exons. The record is from RefSeq and is a predicted model, not a curated record. Gene Ontology annotation, molecular function: GTP binding; GTPase activity.
AAAAAAAAAAUCACCCCAGCGUCACGGACCGGUGCAGCAGCAGUGUGUUCCUUGAGCAGGGAGGGCUGAACGGAAAGCAACACCGGCACCUUUUCUACCCAGCAUCUUCAACUACCGACACCGAACUCGAGUGGGAACACACAGCUACACUCAGACUGUCCUCCGCCCCCUCAAAAUGUCCGUAGGCAGUGACUUUGGAAACCCUUUAAGAAAAUUCAAACUCGUCUUUCUGGGGGAGCAAAGUGUUGGAAAGACGUCUCUGAUCACACGGUUCAUGUAUGACAGCUUUGACAACACAUAUCAGGCCACAAUUGGAAUUGACUUCCUGUCGAAAACCAUGUACUUGGAAGAUCGAACGCUUUCUCUCUCUGAACCCCAGGUGAGGUUGCAGCUCUGGGACACAGCAGGACAAGAGCGUUUCAGGAGCCUCAUUCCCAGUUAUAUACGGGACUCCACUGUGGCUGUGGUGGUCUACGACAUUACAAAUGUUAAUUCAUUCCAGCAGACGUCAAAAUGGAUCGAGGAUGUGAGAACAGAGAGAGGAAGUGAUGUCAUCAUUAUGCUUGUCGGCAAUAAAACAGAUCUGGCAGAUAAGAGGCAAAUUACAAUUGAAGAAGGUGAACAGAGGGCUAAAGAGCUGAGCGUCAUGUUCAUAGAGACCAGCGCCAAGACGGGUUACAACGUCAAACAGCUGUUUCGACGUGUGGCAGCUGCUCUUCCAGGAAUGGAAAGUAUGCAAGAAACAAGCAAAGAAGGGAUGAUCGACAUCAAGUUGGACAAGCAGCAGGAGCCCCAGACUACUGAAGGCAGCUGUUCCUGUUAACUCAGCACCGUGCUGGAUCAAAACAACAUCAUUUACACCACAUGCUUGUUAUGUUGCUUCCUAUUGGUUAACCUGCAGUUGACUUUGCACGUUGAGAAUCUGGCCUCCUCACCUGACUACUGGUCAUCGGUUGGAACCAGCAAUAUGUGAAUUUGGUUCUAAGUAGUGUAGCCUACUCUGUUAAGGAAACUGCCAAAAGAUCUUACAACUUGCUAAAAAAAAAAGACAAAGAUGUGAAAAAAAGAUUCCCAAGUUACAUAUGUAUGUAAGUAGAAAAGGAAGUUCCCCCAGUUUCUUUUUUGUAUUUUUGUAUAUUCAGGGAAAUCUCUCUGGAACGGUUGUUUUUUAAAAAGAUGCAAACAACCAUGCUCUGUAUUUGAGAGCUUAAACAGAUGGUUUUAGACGUAUUUUUAUGGAUCCCACUCUGUUUAUAGGCAAAAAUGGGGAUUACCUAAACAUACCCAGUUUUAAAGGUCCCAUAUUGUAAACAGUGAGAUGUCUUUUUCGAUUAUAAAGCAGGUUGAGGUGCUAUAUAAAUAAAAGUCAAAUCAAAACGCUCAAUCCACAGCCCGUAAUCAGAAACCGUGCCUUUAAACCAGCCAUCUGAAUCUCUGUACGGUUGUGAUGUCGCAACAGUACCGUUACAGUCAGUCCUCGGCUGCAAUAGCAGUGCAGAGACUCAGAGGGCACAUUCUGAAGACCCAGGCAACACUGACCAAUCAGAGCAGACUGGGCUUUUUUUAGGAGGGGGGCUUAAAGAGACAGGCGCUAAAACAAAGCGUUUCAGACAGAGGGUGAAUACAGGUAUAUUCAGACAGACAGUAUGAGAAAAAUAAUGUGAUUAUUGAGCAUUAAAGCAUGUAAACAUGUUCUAGUCGAAACCCAAAAUACAAGUAGGAACCUGAAAUUCAGCAUCAUUUGGGACCUUUAAUCUUUAACCGAAUCCACAACGCUCCUGCCCAUAACCCCUGUGGGAUCCAUGACUUUGCGUUCUGAUCAUUACAGUAACUGAACAGUAACAUCUUGAGUAUCUAAUGCAUGCCUAGUUUUUGAGCAUAGGUACUGUCUACCAGUGUACACACGUUUGAAUAUGUAAAUGGUAACAUUACACCAGUGACUUAAUGCACUCUGAUAAUGACUAGUCUUUUUGUUUAAACUGUUGAACUGGAUUUGUAUACUUGACUUCAGAAUAUUUCUUUGUUGUGUGUGUGUGUGUGUGUGUGUGUGUGUGUGUGUGUGUGUGUGUGCUUUCUGUAUAGACAACAUUAGAAUGCAGUUAUAUAGGGGGCCACUGCCAAGUCGUGUCAUUCUUGCCACAUUACGGCACCAUUUAGCUCACCAUUUGUUUGCGAUAUGUCCUAGAUUCCCCCCCCCCCACUCACAGCCAUAUGACAUCUGCCGCUGCAUUGUGUGAUAUCUUGGUAGUUGUGAUUAUGGUAGUCUGCACUUGUGCUGUAGGUGAGCAGUGGCCUUGUGCCACAGAGGAACAUGAACACAAAGUUCCCCGUGUGGUGAUCUGUAGACUUAAACGCCGGUUCUGUGAUCAAAACAGACCGCUAACAUUGUAAACCAGUUCUAUUCCUGACAGAAGACUAAUUUGCACAUAGACCUUUCAGGUGAAUAUGAAGUUAUGAAAAGCUUCAUUGUAAAUGUACAUUCACUUAGUUGAAGAACUGUCUGAUUGUAAUGUGACGUGUGGUUUUCUUUGCUGCUUGUGUUUAAACGGACUACUGAUGUUGGCAUUAUACAAUGUUUUUAGAGCCAGGUAACAUAACCUACUGGUCAGCCAGUGUUGAGAACACUACUUUGAUUUGACUCGUCUUUGAAGUGAAUUCUUACUGCACUUUUGAAGAACAUGUUUUAGAAUUAGUGAGUGACAUUGUAAGUCUUAGAAACAUGGUUACAUCUUUAUCUCCAGAACAUUUGGAGAACUGUGUCUUAGAGUAGACUCAAAUGUUUAUGAAUUGUUCACACAUGUCCAAAAAAGGAGAGCACUCUUGCAAAAAAAACAUCAACUAGUGAACCUUUCUAACCCAUAUAAUAAGCCAAAUAGUAAUAAUAAUAAAAAAGAGACAGAGUUGGAUCAAAUAUCACAGGAGAUAUUGACUGGAACACACUGUCUUGUGGGUUUGGGAAUGACAACAGGUUGCAUUUCAAGUUCUAAUCCCUCGAAGUGAAAGAAGAAACAAUAAUGUAUGAACCCUCUGUGUUACCUAUUUAUUACCUCCCAACAGGAAUGUACUGCUCCCAUUACGACCACACAGCCUUGGAAGGAGAGCACUUCUUGAGAAAUGACUCGAUGGGUAUUUAUCUGUAAAUUACAACAAAUAAUGAAUCAGUUACUAUAGACCUUUCCUUUGUAUUUAUUUUCCUUCCAUAUUAAAGUCCCAUUUCAGCAUUCCCUGGAACUGGACCAAGUAGUGCAACAAAUGUCUUAGCGUGUCGGGGGUCUGCGUACCGUUUGAGGAUGGAGGCCAUGGCCAUUCCCUGGGGGGUGGGUGGGGGGUGUAUGUUCUGUCACAGCUCUGUGCAGCAGACCUGAUCAGUCUAGAGCUGGCUCUCCAUUCACACUGUACAGAGAUCUAGCAUGUCUCUCCAAAUGAUUAAUAAAGAUGUCUUAUUACCAACUCA